CGCGUCCACCGGCCGCUCGUGCAUACACACGUACAUCGGAGAUCCGCCCGGGACCCGCCAUGGCCCUCGCAUCCGCAGCCGUCGCGACCCCGGCCCCGUCGUGGCGCGCCACCAACCGCGUCGGCGAGCGCGUCGGGAUGACUUUUUCGGUCGCGACGCGCUCCCGACCGCGAGCCGCCGCGCGCCGAUCCGUCGCCGCCGCCGCGUCCUCCUUCGAGGUUCCCGCCGAGUACGUCGCCCUCGCCGCGGAUCUCGUGGACGCCGCCGCUCGCAUCACCGUGAAGCACUUUCGCACACCGCUGGAGAUCGACGACAAGAACGACGCGUCGCCGGUGACCAUCGCCGACAAGGGCGCCGAGGCGGCCAUGCGCGCGCUCGUCCGCGAGCGGUUCCCGACGCACGCCAUCUUCGGCGAGGAGGAGGGCAUCGAACUCGGCGAGGGCGGAUCGCAGGAGUGGACCUGGGUCUUCGAUCCCAUCGACGGCACCAAGUCGUUCAUCACGGGUAAGCCGCUGUGGGGCACGCUGGUGGCGCUGCUCCACGACGGCGAACCCGUGCUCGGCGUAUUGGAUCAGCCCGUGCUGAAGGAGCGGUGGGUCGGGGUCAAGGGGCAGCCAUCCACGCUCAACGGCGAGGCCAUCUCGACCCGCGGGUGUAAGUCCCUGGGCGACGCGUACAUGUACUCCACAACCCCGUACAUGUUCGAGGGCGAUAACCUGACGCCGUACAAGGAGGUUGCGAAACACGUCAAGGUUCCGAUGUUCGGCUGCGACUGCUACGCGUACGGUCUGCUCGCGGCGGGUCACUGCGACCUCGUCAUCGAGGCUGACCUGAAGCCGUACGAUUACAUGGCGCUGGUGCCCAUCAUCAAGGGCGCCGGCGGCGUGUUCACGGAUUGGAAGGGGCGGGAGCUGCGGUGGGAGGGGUCGCAGGAGGCACUCGCGGCGGGGAAGUUUCAGGGGGAGGUGAUCGCGGCGGGUGACGCGGAGACGCACGCCGCGGCGAUUAAAAGGAUGGAGAUGGCGCUGGGUGUCUACUUCGUCAAACCCGAAAAGUAAUACUCCCGCGAGUACGCGGUCGUCUUAAUAUCACGAGGGACGCUUGACAUCUCAAGUGUUGGUCCGUCGCCGCGCAGUCUCAGGACGCGGAUCUGAUUUUAGCCCCGUGGCUCUCCCUCACGUCCGUUUUCCAUCCGAAGAGCUCGAUCGCCUCGUCGUCUUCCAGGUAAAACAUCUCAUCGCGGAUCGUGCCCACACCAUCCCCGUCGAGCAUUGAGAACCCGGCCGGAUCAGCGAGGCGCCUGAUGUUUCUCGUCCACGGGUGAACUUCCCCCAGGUGCGACUGGAUGAUAUUCCUGGCCUCGCCGUAGUGACGCCUCUCGCUCUGCAUCAGCUCACCAAUAUCAUCAAGAUGAUCGACUCUGAACACCCCUAGCCAACCCCGAAUCACACCCUCCAUUGCGAUGAGGUGAUCCGCGGGCUCCUCCAUCCGAUCGUGCUCAAUCAACCACGCGCGCACACGCAUUGCCAAGGUCAUGACCGCCGUCACAUUGCUUAGCACCUUACCUAGAUCUUUUUGCACGGUGGCUAUGUCGAGCGCGGCGUCUGCUCCAAACGUUCGCAAGCCAGCGAUCGACAUCUCCAUGGACCACUUAGCCACGGCUAACAGGCCAAACACACCGUUGACAUAGUUGUCAAACGCAUCACUAACCUGAUGGCCGUCCGGCAUAUCAGCAAACAUAGUAGACCUGAGACCUCCCAAUAGGGCGCUGGCGUGGCAGUAUGAUACCUCACCGUACACUGCUAUCGCGGUGUACAUCCUCCGUUUAUCGUCCAUAGCUCGCCAGAUGUCUACGGCUG
This is a messenger RNA of Micromonas commoda, 1859 nucleotides long. RefSeq lists its product with no specific name. NCBI's taxonomy places the organism in Eukaryota, Viridiplantae, Chlorophyta, Mamiellophyceae, Mamiellales, Mamiellaceae. The transcript has a single exon. Gene Ontology annotation, biological process: L-histidine biosynthetic process. The record is from RefSeq and is a predicted model, not a curated record. Bases 60 to 1058 code for a protein of 332 amino acids. Gene Ontology annotation, molecular function: histidinol-phosphatase activity.